AUGGAAGCCGUUACAAGAAGAAGAUGGAACUUACCAAAACCAGGUCAGCAACAGAGGAUUGCAUUGCAGCGAGGAAACGCUUAUCCCUUGGUGGGUUUUCAAAUUGAAGAACAAUCCAGACGAAGCCCCCAGAAAAUUCCAAAACUUGCCUCUUGGAAUACUGAAAAAACCAGAAUCAUAAUGGGUUUGUUGUUCUGCUUCUAUGGGAGUGAGUUUCAAUGUUUGGACCCUUCUUCUGGUUUCAGCUACUUGUUCAUGACUACGUUGUCGACAAUGCGUGAAGGGUCCCUUUUGUCUUUAUUGGUUUGUUGUCCUUCACACCUCAGUGGAGUGUGGAAUUUCUGA
Molecule: messenger RNA, 345 nt
Organism: Sphenostylis stenocarpa
Lineage: Eukaryota; Viridiplantae; Streptophyta; Magnoliopsida; Fabales; Fabaceae
Source: the annotation of a GenBank genome assembly